AUGACCGUUAUCGAAACUGCGGCAGUCAACGUCAUCACUGUCUCAAGCAUCAGAGGUGCGACUGCAUCUGUUAUGAAGCGCUCCCCAGGCUGUACAUCCAGUGACUGCUCACUCAUAAUAAAAGCUAGCAAGGCCCAUGAUAUGGCGUAUUCAACUGACGAUAUCGCAGAAGCGAUGAGCUUGCAGUCCUCUAAGUACAUAUUGGGUGCGUACCGCCCGAACCCAAAAUUCUUUGUCCUAACACAGUUUAGCGUCGAUGACUGCAUUAUGGGUAGGAUUAUUCUGAUCUAUCCACGUCCGCUGUCGAACUCGCUUAUCCAGACUUACGAUUAUACAUGUUCACUUCACGAAGAGGGAACAUUUUUGCUUCGGUCACCCUGGAGCAAGAUGAAAGGCCUCUAUAUCGUGACACGAUACCUCCCCUUUGUCUUUCUGGCCACAAAUCUAUCUAUGUACUUUACCCCGAAUGAGAACUCAGGUAUAUGCCGGGUGUUGGAAAAUACUCAAUCAGGUCUUGGAAUGGUAUUAACUAUUGUCUCCGAAACUUUUUUCAUCCUUAGAACAUAUGUGCUCUGGAACAGAAAUAGAAUCUUGCUCGUAGCCAUCUUGUCCACCUUUUUCGUGAGUUCCCAAUUAACUCAUAAUACCCAAGCUAGUGGUGAAUCCAUCAGACAGACUUUUCUUGUAGCAUCCUUCAGCAUUCUCUUCACCACUGACGUCGCUGCAGCAUAUGCGACUAGCACGAUCCAGGGAAUCACAGUGUGCUAUCAGAGUUCGACAAGUUUCCAGUACUUCAUACCAUUUCUUCUCCUUUCUGUGUCCGAACUGGGACUCAUGAUACUCACACUCAUACGCGCCAUGCAGAACUGGCGGAUAAACUCAAGCCAUCUGUAUGUUGUCCUGGUGAACCAUAACAUAUUCUAUUAUGCAUGCGGUUUUCUGUUUUCGGUAAUGAACAUUAUCACACCACUGCUCCUCCAGGACUCCUACCAGACCAUUUUGAAUAGUGUCCAGUUCAUCAUGCUUGCAAUUCUUGCCACACGCAUGCACCUCCAUCUCUGGCAGGCAAACCAACAUCCACACGACUCUACUAGUGCCCUCGUGCAUAUUCCAAUGUCCAACAUCUCAUUUGCAAAUCCCACGGUGUGAUGUCUUAUUCUGUGGCUUUUUCUGUGUCGUUCGUGGAGCGAGGCUUGGACCGUACAAGAUGACUGGUGGAGGUGGGUUUCGUAGAGUUUGUUACAUGCUUAACUUAUUGGAUGAGUCUGUUGCGGAGUGGGAGGAGCAUUUGGAUGUCCUUAAUCUACCUAUCACCCUAGUUUUUAAUGUAAGCGGUGACAGAUUCAGGAUCCAGAAUUUGAGUAUGCUAGAGCCAAAAUAAAGGACGAUCUGAUUCUGCUCCGGAGUCCUGCUACACAUCAUCAUGUAUAUUACGAGAAUUUGACUUGGUCACACACAACCAUGGAUGAUC
Messenger RNA from Suillus plorans, 1471 nucleotides. RefSeq lists its product as uncharacterized. NCBI's taxonomy places the organism in Eukaryota, Fungi, Basidiomycota, Agaricomycetes, Boletales, Suillaceae. The transcript has 14 exons. The coding region runs from base 1 to 1149 and encodes 382 amino acids. The record is from RefSeq and is a predicted model, not a curated record.